GAGAAGUUAUUUUCAAGUUCAAGAUGUUUAUGAAUAAAAUGUGCUGCCAUGGAACCAGUUGACUUGUGUUUAUUUACCUCAUUCCCUCAUUCUGUCCCUUUCCCCUCUUUGCAAAUACAUUUCUCUGCACCAUUUAAAAAGAAAUGACUCAAAGUUACCGUUACCAUUUGAGCUGUGACAAAAAGCUCUAUGCCAAAGUUUGCAGAUAGCUAUUUCCACUCCACCUGUAACAGCUACAAGACACCACAUGUUUUCCACCCAUCAUUUUCCACACCUGGUUUGUCUGGAACCAGUCAAACUAGCAUCCUGUGCAAUCUUUUUUUUUUUUUUUGUUGCCUCCAAGCUAACCAGCUGUGAUCAGUCCAUAUUUUCUUAACUCUGAUCCAUGAGGCUAUUACGCAUGCUUGACGUGUUUCCUUGUGGACCAAUAGGAGAGCAUCUCAAACCUGAGCAGGCAGCACACUGCGCAGUCUCCUGCCUACAUUUCCCAUGAUGCCCCGCUUUUGUUUAUUAAGGCUGGUCCUCAGCGGCUCCCACUGACCGCUCUGUCCAGGGCCCCCCGGCGUGAUUGGUAAAUAUGCAGCCGGUGCAGUCUUCGUGGUUCUGCUCCAAACUCCAUCCCACCCUGGGCUGAACCCGCCUGGCGAACUGCGAGGAGAAAAAAAAACAGGGGAACAUGAAAUGGAGAUCACUCGGGCCAGGCCGUCUUUGUAUGGAGAAAUCGCUCAUGGCCUUGGAUUCUGGACGGACCGGUCAGCGGUGCACGAGGCGGCCGCGCAGGGCCGAGCCCUCCAGCUGCAGCAGCUGAUCGAGGGCGGCGCGGCGGUCAACAUCGUGGCCGUGGACUCCAUCACCCCCCUCCACGAGGCGUGCAUACAGGGUCAGACCCAGUGCGUCCGGCUGCUGCUGAACGCCGGCGCGCAGGUGGACGCGCGGAACAUCGACGGCAGCACGCCGCUGUGCGACGCCUGCGCGGCCGGCAGCCUGGAGUGUGUCAAGCUGCUGUUGGAGUACGGGGCCACGGUCAAUCCCCCGCUCUUCACCUUCUCCCCGCUCCACGAGGCAUGCAUGGGAGGUAAUUCGGAUUGUGUCCAGCUCAUGAUUGAGAGAGGAGCGCUCAUGGAGGCUCACGACUGCCACUACGGGACACCACUCCACGUGGCCUGUGCCAGGCAACAUUACAACUGCGCCAAAGUACUCCUCGUUGCAGGAGCAAAUGUGAAUGCUGCCAAGCUCCACGAGACAGCUCUUCAUCAUGCAGCUAAAACAAAGAACAUGGAUCUGAUAGAGCUACUGGUGGAGUUUGGGGGGAAUGUUUUUGCAAGAGAUAACCUCAACAAGAGGCCCAUUCAGUACACCAGUGCGGGAUCGCCCUCAUACCUCUGCCUGGAGUUCUACGAGAAUAACCCCCUCAGUCUACAGCAGCUCAGCAGAGUGACUUUGAGGAGGGCCAUUGGCGCAAGGGCCCAAGAAGUAGUUUCCAAGCUGGGCUUGCCCAAGCGCAUCAUAGGCUUUCUGUCUUACACCCCACCUCCUAUUAUUGAGAUUUAAUCUCCUUUUGAUCAACUUUAGCGCAGCUCUUUGAAGGUUAAUGUCAACUAUUUACAUACGUUGCUGCCGUGGUUAGCUCUCCAGAGACUCAUGUGAUGGGAUGCUGAGUUUGCAGAGGUAGCACAGGCCGGAGCGCGGCCGGACUAGAGGCGUAGGGAACUACUGUCGAGCACUUUUCUGACUAACUGUUUACACAGGUAAAGUUAAAAUGGCUUAUUUCUUUAGAAGAUAUAAGCCACAUUUGAGUGUUUUCUUUACUUUUUCUUGUCAUUAGGGACCAAGAUGGGGAAUAUAAAGCCACCCGUGGUUAAAGCCAAAGAUCAAAGCAGUUGCUCUUAAAUUUCCCGUAUAGUCAUAAUAAUCAUUUACAAUUAAUUAAAUCAAUUUGACUGAUUAAGGCCCUCUUUCAGGACCAUGUUCGUCCCAAGUCUUUUCACGUUACACAACCAGCCUUGAUCUGUGUUUGAAAUCUGUAUUUGAACAGAGUCGGGCUGUUUUGUGUAUUUCUCAGAAUUUCCAAAGAGAACGGUCACCUUAUCUGGGCGUGUUGGCGUGGCAAACACAACUGAUCAUAUCACCGUAUCUUGUUAUGCUAAAUCAAACCUGCGGGUGUAUGUUAUUGUAUGUACUUGUACAUAUUCUGUUACUAUUAUUUAUUUAAUGUAAAUUUGUAAAUAAUACAGAUGGUUCUACCUCUAUGAAGUUUAUGUAAAUAAAUAGAUUACAAC
Messenger RNA from Menidia menidia (Atlantic silverside), 2279 nucleotides. The record is from the annotation of a GenBank genome assembly. NCBI's taxonomy places the organism in Eukaryota, Metazoa, Chordata, Actinopteri, Atheriniformes, Atherinopsidae.